GUCCACAAUCCCAGAAGUAGCCAGUGUCAGACGACGAAGGAUUUAGAUGCACUGAACCUCUUGAUCAAACCAGGGGUUAAAGGAUAUUGAAACAACACAUAGAUUAGUAGCUACAUCCAUAGCAAUCUGGAAUUGUCUUCUCUCCUGAAUGAAAGUACGCUAGUUUGCUCUGGAGGUUGGUACAAUCAACAUUUCAAGACCUCGCCGACUUACUACCACUAUUCUGUUGCCAACUUCAACAAGGGCGACCGACACCAUUCGUGUCGUUAACGUUAGCCACUAUGUUCAGCUGGUCAAAUAAAAACGGGAAAAAAGACCCCGAACUUUUUCAGAAUGUUGCUGACGGUUUGCGGCGACUCUAUCGGACUAAACUAUUUCCCCUGGAGGACGCUUAUCGAUUCCAUGACUUCCACUCACCUGCACUUGAGGAUGCCGACUUCGACAACAAACCAAUGGUUCUCCUGGUCGGUCAAUACUCAACAGGAAAAACCACAUUUAUCAGACACCUUAUGGAGCAAGACUUUCCAGGGAUGAGAAUCGGACCCGAGCCAACCACAGAUUCUUUCAUCGCGGUGAUGCACGGCGAUCAGGAUGGUGUAAUACCGGGGAACGCCUUGGUAGUCGACCCCAAAAAACCCUUCCGUAAACUCAACGCAUUUGGCAACGCGUUCCUUAACAGGUUCAUGUGUGCUCAGAUGCCCAACCCCGUUCUGGAGAGCAUCAGUAUCAUCGAUACCCCUGGAAUCCUGUCAGGGGAGAAACAGAGAAUCAGCAGAGGGUAUGACUUUGCAGCGGUACUGGAGUGGUUCGCCGAGCGUGUGGACCGCAUCAUCUUGCUGUUUGACGCACACAAGCUGGACAUCUCGGACGAGUUCUCGGAGGUGAUCCGCGCCCUCAAGAACCACGAGGACAAGAUGCGUGUGGUCCUCAACAAGGCCGACCAGAUCAGCACCCAGCAGCUCAUGAGGGUUUACGGCGCCCUCAUGUGGUCGCUGGGCAAGAUCAUCAACACACCCGAGGUGGUGCGCGUCUACAUCGGGUCUUUCUGGGCACAGCCCCUCCUGGUGGCGGACAACAGGAAGCUGUUUGAGGCGGAGGAGCAGGACCUGUUCCAGGACAUCCAGGGGUUGCCACGCAACGCCGCGCUGCGCAAGCUCAACGACCUCAUCAAGAGGGCGCGUCUCGCCAAGGUGCACGCCUACAUCAUCAGCUCUCUGAGGAAGGACAUGCCCAGCGUGUUUGGGAAGGAGGCCAAAAAGAAGGAGCUGAUCGCUAACCUGAAAGACACCUACCUGAAGAUCGAGAAAGAGUACCAGAUUUCACCUGGGGACUUCCCCAAACUGGAGAAGAUGCAGGACCUUCUGAAUGGCCAUGACUUCUCCAAGUUCCCUGCCAUCAAGCCCAAGCUGCUGGAGAAUGUGGAGGACAUGCUGGCCAACGACAUCGCCCGCCUCAUGACCUUGGUCCGCCAGGAGGAGGCGUCCAUGCCCAGCCAACGGGUGAAGGGCGGCGCCUUCGAGGGCACCAUGAGCGGCCCGUUCGGCCACGGGUACGGGGAGGGCGCCGGCGAAGGCAUCGACGAGCUGGAGUGGGUUGUGGGCCGCGACAAGCCGUCGUACGACGAGAUCUUCUACACGCUUUCGCCCAUCAAUGGGAAGGUGUCAGGCGCUGCCGUCAAGAAGGAGAUGGUGAAGUCCAAGCUGCCCAACACGGUACUGGGGAAGAUCUGGAAGCUGGCCGACGUGGACAAGGACGGCUACCUGGAUGAUGAGGAGUUUGCGCUGGCCAACCACCUCAUCAAGGUGAAGCUGGAGGGUCACGAACUGCCCGGGAAGCUGCCUGAACACCUGAUUCCACCUUCAAAGCGCAACUUGCCGAUGGAAUGAUUUGGCGGCGGCUGGGUACUUUUUCCUUUGGCCCAGCCCAGUCGUAACCCCUAACCCCUGAGACAAGGAAUUAUUUCUGGAAGGAGCCAAAAACCACACGCACCAGAGAGAGACUUGGGGGUGGGGUUGUGUCUAGGUAUGGAAAGGACUUAAUGGAACAAAGCACACCUAAGAUGGGGUUUAUUACUGCAUGAUGUGAAUGGGAAAAUAAUCAAAUACCUAACUAAAGAAAUUUUUAAGUAAUAUUCUGUUCAUGUUGAUACAAAGAAAUGAAAUAGUUGAUCCUUUCAAUGAAGAAAAAAAAUCUAACUUUAGAAUGGUUGUUUCUAUAUUUUUGUAUUUCCUGUCUGUUGACCAUAUAUUACUUUAAAUAAAUACUUAUAGAUGCU
Osmerus eperlanus (European smelt) is the source of this 2275-nucleotide messenger RNA. It is a transcript of the gene ehd1a, whose product is annotated as EH-domain containing 1a. Gene Ontology annotation, molecular function: GTP binding; calcium ion binding; protein binding. Bases 282 to 1886 code for a protein of 534 amino acids. Gene Ontology annotation, biological process: endocytosis; endosomal transport. Gene Ontology annotation, cellular component: plasma membrane; cytoplasm. The record is from RefSeq and is a predicted model, not a curated record. Lineage: Eukaryota; Metazoa; Chordata; Actinopteri; Osmeriformes; Osmeridae. The transcript has 6 exons.